AUGGCGGGGUGGCGGCAGGCAGCGACGGGUAUGGCGGGUAUGGCAGGCGACGGGCAUGGGCAGGGUAUGAGACGGGGUAUGGCGGGUAUGGCAGGAUCCAACACCUACAUCGAUCCAACACCUGCACAGAUCCAACACCUGCACAGAUCCAGUACCUGCACAGAUCCAACACCUGCACAGAUCCAACACCUGCACAGAUCCCAACACCUGCACAGCUCAACACCUGCAGACCCAACACCUGCACAGAUCCAGUACCUGCUGCACAGAUCCAACACCUGCACAGAUCCAACACCUGCACAGAUCCAACACCUGCACAGCUCCAACACCUGCAGAUCCAACACCUGCACAGAUCCAACACCUGCACAGAUCAACACCUGCACAGAUCCCAACACCUGCACAGAUCCAGGCACCUGCACAGAUCCAACACCUGCAAAUCCAACACUACACAGAUCCAACACCUGCACAGAUCCAACACCUGCACAGAUCACUUACCUACAGAUCCCUUGCCUGCUGAAUCCAACACCUGCACAGAUCCAACACCUACAGAUCACUUACCUGCUGAAUCCCGAAUCAACACCUGCACAGAUCCAGUACCUGCUGAUCCCAACACCUGCACAGAUCCGUGCCUGCACAGAUCCCAACACCUGCACAGAUCCAACACCUGCACAGAUCAACACCUGCACAGAUCAACACCUACACAGAUCCAACACCUACACAAGAUGUAACACCUGCAGAUCAACUUUUGCUGGAUCCAGCACCUACACAGAUCACUUUUCACACCAGAUCCCAACACCUGCACAGAUCAACACCUGCACAGAUCCAGUACCUGCACAGAUCCAAUCCAACACCUGCACAGAUCCCAACACCUACACAGAUCCAACACCACACAGAUCCAACACCUGCACAGAUCCAACACCUGCAGAUCAUGCCUGCACAGAUCCCAACACCUGCACAGAUCCGAGUACCUGCUGGAUCCAACACCUGCCAGAUCCAACACCUGCACAGAUCAACACCUGCACAGAUCCCAACACCUACACAGAUCACUACACAGAUCCCAACACCUGCACAGAUCCAACACCUGCACAGAUCACUUACCUACACAGUCCAACACCUACACAGAUCCAACACCUGCACAGAUCCAACACCUGCACAGAUCGAGAGUACCUGCACAGAUCAGUACCUGCACAAGAUCCCAACACCUGCACAGAUCCAACACCUGCACAGAUCAACACCUGCACAGAUCCCAACACCUACACAGAUCCCUUGCCUGCUGAAUCCCAACACCUGCAGAUCCCAACACCUGCACAGCUCACUUACCUGCUGAAUCCCGAUCCCAACACCUGCACAGAUCCAACACCUGCACAGAUCCCAACACCUGCACAGAUCGUGCCUACACAGAUCCCAACACCUGCACAGAUCCAACACCUGCCCAGAUCAACACCUGCACAGAUCAGUACCCACUGCACAGAUCCAACACCUGCACAGAUCGCACCUACACAGAUCCAACACCUGCUGAAUCCAACACCUGCACAGAUCCAACACCUGCACAGAUCCCGAAAAUGCCUACACAGAUCCAACACCUGCACAGAUCCGAAAUGCCUACACAGAUCCAUACCUGCACAGAUCCAACACCUGCACCAAGAUCCAACACUGCACAGAUCCAGCGGUACCUGCACAGAUCCAACACCUACACAGAUCCAACACCUGCACAGAUCCAACACCUGCACAGAUCAACACCUGCACAGAUCCGAGUACCUACAGAUCCAACAUACCUGCACAGAUCCAGUACCUGCUGAGAUCCAACACCUGCACAGAUCCCAACACCUGCUGAAUCCAGUACCUGCACAGAUCCAACACCUGCUGGCUCCAACACCUGCAGAUCCAACACCUGCACAGAUCCCGAGUACCCCUGCACAGACCCAACACCUGCACAGAUCCAACACCACACAGAUCCAACACCUGCACCAGAUCCAACACCUGCACAGAUCGUGCCUGCACAGAUCCCAACACCUGCACAGCUCCAGCACCUGCACAGAUCCCAGCACCUGCACAGAUCCAACACCUACACAGAUCCCAACACCUACACAGAUCCAACACCUGCUGAAUCCAGUACCUGCUGAAUCCAACACCUGCACAGAUCCAACACCUGCACAGAUCCAACACCUGCACAGAUCCAACACCUACACAGAUCCGGUACCUGCACAGAUCAACACCUGCACAGAUCCAACACACUGCACCAGAUCCAGUGCCUGCACAGAUCAACACCUGCACAGAUCCAACACCUGCAAGAUCCUUGCCAGAUCCCUUGCCUGCACAGAUCCAGCACCUGCACAGAUCGAUGCCUACACAGAUCCAACACCUGCCGAUCGUGCCUGCACAGAUCACACCUGCACAGAUCCCUUGCUGGAUCAUUGCAGAUCAACACCUGCUGAAUCCCGGGCGCCUGCACAGAUCCUUGCCUGCACAGCUCCACUUUUUCACAGAUCCAACACCUGCACAGAUCAGGCCUGCACAGACCCAACACCUGCACAGAUCCAACACCUACACGGUCCCAACACCUGCACAGAUCCAACACCUGCACAGAUCCGUGCCUGCACAGAUCCAACACCUGCAGCUCCAACACCUGCACAGAUCCAACACCUGCACAGAUCCAACACACCUACACAGAUCCAACACCUGCACAGAUCAACACACCUGCACAGAUCCAACACCUGCACCAAAUUCAACACCUGCAGAUCAACACCUGCACCAGAUCCGGUACCUACACAAAUCAACACCUGCACAGAUCCAACACCUGCACAGCUCCAGCACCUGCACAGAUCCAGCACCUGCUGGAAUCCAACACCUGCUAGAUCAACACACUGCACAGAUCCCCACUUACCUGCACGGUCGCUUCCUGCACAGAUCCAAAAGUGUCUCAACCCAGUGUGGCACCACAUUUUACAGUUAGUAUCGCAGGAUUGUGUCAGUGUAGGCGGUUCUAGGGUGAGAUCACGUAACAAGAUUCUGAGAUCACGUAACAAGAUUCUGAGAUCACGUAACAAGGCUCUGAGAUCAAGUAACAAGGCUCUGAGAUCAAGUAACAAGGCUCUGAGGUCAAGUAACAAGGCUCUGAGAUCACGUAACAAGGCUCUGAGAUCACGUAACAAAACUCUGAGAUCAAGUAACAAGGCUCUGAGAUCACGUAACAAGGCUCUGAGAUCACGAAACAAGGCUCUGAGAUCACGUAACAAGACUCUCAGAUCAACCAAUGGCUUCCAAUUUUGA
Homarus americanus (American lobster) is the source of this 3267-nucleotide messenger RNA. RefSeq names its product mucin-2-like. The transcript is spliced from 6 exons. The coding region runs from base 1 to 3267 and encodes 1088 amino acids. NCBI's taxonomy places the organism in Eukaryota, Metazoa, Arthropoda, Malacostraca, Decapoda, Nephropidae. The record is from RefSeq and is a predicted model, not a curated record.